AUGGAAAGCUUAAAGAUUGACGAUUCGAAUACGGAUAAUGAAGUAUUUACAAAACAGAACGGGAAGAAAGACCAGGCAGUAACGAAACCUAUCGCAAUAGAUAGCACUACUGGUGAAGUUGUAGUAAGGAAGUCGACCGGCAAGGCCAAAAUACGUAAAGGGCAAUCAGAAGAAGAGUACCAAAACCAAUUAGACCAUUAUUUUAAUGUGGAGAAAGGUCCCACUAUCACUGAAGAUAAUUGGAUGGACUCAAUAGACCCUCUGGAUAUGCUUAACGAUAAUAUAGAAAAUGACCUGUCAAUAAAAAAUGUAAGACAUAAAUUGACAAGUUUUUGCGAAAGAUACUACUACUACAAAAGAUACCAAGAAUGUUAUAAUCUAGCAAUUAAACUGCGUGAAAAAUACCAAGCCAUCAACAAGAAGAAUAAAAUGGACAGAGAGAUAGAAGGCUUGGAUUAUUUAAUAGACAAAUGCAUACUUAAAGGAGAUAUUAGCUAG
Messenger RNA from Tetrapisispora phaffii CBS 4417, 498 nucleotides. RefSeq lists its product as uncharacterized. Lineage: Eukaryota; Fungi; Ascomycota; Saccharomycetes; Saccharomycetales; Saccharomycetaceae. Bases 1 to 498 code for a protein of 165 amino acids. The transcript has a single exon. The record is from RefSeq and is a predicted model, not a curated record.